Molecule: messenger RNA, 1542 nt
Organism: Acanthosepion pharaonis
Lineage: Eukaryota; Metazoa; Mollusca; Cephalopoda; Sepiida; Sepiidae
Source: the annotation of a GenBank genome assembly
AUGAGCACUUUUUCAGGAGAAAACUUAUUGGUUUUAAAAAAGACUGGUCUUUAUUUUAUCUUUUAUUCUUGUACUUUUUCUCUAUUUUUUCUCUCCCCCAUUCCCUCUCUCUCUCUUUCCCCUCUCUCUCUUUUUCCUCUCUCUUUCUCUUCUCUCUCCUUUCCUCUUCCCUCUCUCUUUUUCUUUUUCUCCUCUCAUUCUCUUUCCCCCCUCUUUCCUCUCUCUCUCUUUUUCUCUUUCCCUCUAUCCUCUCUUGCUUUCUCUUUCACCUCUUUCCCCCCUCUCUCUCUCUCUUUUUCUUUUUCCCUCUAUUCUCUCUUGCUGUCUCCCUCUGUCUCUGUCUGUCUCUCUCUCUCCUUCUCUCUUUCUCUUCUCUUUCCUUUUCUCUUCCCUCUCUCUUUUUUUUUCUUCUCUCAUUCUCUUUCCAAAAGAAAAUCUCUCUCUUUUUCUCUUUCCCUCUCUCCUCUCUUGCUGUCUCUCUCUCCCUCUCUCUUUCUCUUCUCUCUCCUUUUCUCUUCCCUCUCUCUUUUUCUUUUUCUUCUCUCAUUCUCUUUCCCCCUCUUUCCUCUCUCUCUCUCUCUUUUUCUCUUUCCCUCUAUCCUCACUUGCUCUGUCUCUCUCUCUCUUUCUCUUCUCUCUCCUUUUCUCUUUUUCUUCUCUUUCUCUUCUCUCUCCUUUUCUCUUUUUCUUCUCUUUCCCCCUCUUUCCUCUCUCUCUCUCUUUUUCUCUUUCCCUCUAUCAUCACUUGCUCUGUCUCUCUCUAUCUCUGUCUCUCUCUCUCUCUCUCUCUGUGUCUCACUCUCAUAUUAUCUUUCAUACUCAACUCUCUUUUCCAACAUUCGAGUUUUUGUUCCCUACUUUUACUCUCUUAAAAAAAAACAUCUUUCACUUUCUUUUUACUGCCUUACUCUCCUUUUCUAUCUUUCCUUUUUUUCUCUUUCUCUUCAUCUUCUUCUUUUUUCUUCUUUCCUUCCUUUCUUUCUCUUCAUCUCCCUCUUUUGUUUCCCCCUCUCUCUCUCUUCAUAUUUUCACACUUUUCUUUUUUCUUCUCUUUCUCUCUCUCUCUUAAUCUUUUCCCUCUUUUCAUCUUUCUUCUCUCUUCAUCAUCUCCCUCUUUCUCUUUCUGUCUUUUCUUUUUCCUCUUUCUCUUCAUCUUCUCCCCUUUUCUUCUUUCCUCUCUCUCUCUCUCUUAAUCUUCUCCCUCUUUUCAUCUUUCUUCUUUCUUCACCAUCUUCCUCUUUCUCUUUCUGUCUUUUCUUUUUCCUCUCUCUCUUCAUCUUCUCCCCUUUUCUUCUUUCCUCUCUCUCUCUCUUCUUCUUCUCUCUCUUUUCAUCUUUUUCUUCUCUCUUCAUCAUCUCUUUUCUCUUUCUCUCUUUUCUUUUUCCUCUUUUCUUCAUCUUUUUUUCUUCUUUCUCUCCCUCUCUCUUAAUCUUCUCCCUUUUUCAUCUUUCUUCUCUUCAUCUUUUCCCUUUUUCUUUUCUUUCCUUUUUCUCUUUUCUUCAUCUUCUCUUUUUUCUUUUUCUCUCUCUCUCUCUCUCUUAA